GGCAUGGGACCCCAACACACAAACACAAACACCAUCAAACCCAUACCAAAACUCUCUAUAUAAAUGCUUCUCUCUGUCAUUCUCUUUCAUCUCACACACAAACACUUCGUACAAUAUAUCAAAAGCUUUGAAGAAACAUUAAGAAGUCAAAAGAAAUCACACGAAAUAUAUAUCAACUUAAAAGCCAAAGCAGAAGCAAUGUCACAAGUUUAUCUAAAAUUGUCAUUGUUAGGCCUUUUGGUGAUGGCCGUCGUGACUCCAUCGGCGAACGCGAUAAGGAAGUCCAUCCUUGUCGGAGGGAAGUCGGAUGUUCCGAACGUUCAGACCAACAUGGAAGUUCAAGAACUUGGAAGGUAUUGCGUGGAACAAUUCAAUCUACAGGAACAAAGCGAGAAAGGAAACGUAGCUUCCAUUGUGAAAAGAGAAACGACCGUGUCGAAUCCGUUGACGUUUAGCCGAGUUGUGUCGGCUCAGCAACAGGUCGUGGCUGGUCUUAAAUACUAUCUAAGGAUUGAAGUGACUCAGCCCGAUGGCACGAGCAGGAUGUUCGACUCUGUUGUGGUUGUUCAACCAUGGCUCCAUUCUAAGAAGUUGCUCGGUUUCACACCUGUUGCUACUCGUAUCUACUAACAGUUCCUUUUUUUUUUGAGAAAAGACACGAGAGGUGUAUGAUAUGAAGCUAUUAACAAUGGGUUAGUGGCUGGUUUUGUAAUAUGAUGUUUUACGUUCAUAAAUAAAAACAAAA
Messenger RNA from Raphanus sativus (radish), 745 nucleotides. RefSeq names its product cysteine proteinase inhibitor 2-like. Gene Ontology annotation, molecular function: cysteine-type endopeptidase inhibitor activity. The record is from RefSeq and is a predicted model, not a curated record. Lineage: Eukaryota; Viridiplantae; Streptophyta; Magnoliopsida; Brassicales; Brassicaceae. Bases 64 to 630 code for a protein of 188 amino acids. The transcript is spliced from 2 exons.